AUGAACGCCAUAACGGUGAACAAACAGGGAAUAGGCUUUCUUGAACCGACAGAUAUCUUGUAUCUUUAUUGUGUUGAUUUUCAAUUUCUACUCGACUUUACUAUUACUUCGCUGCCGUUUAUGGAGCUGGAACUCGUUGGUGGACAUGUUAGCUUUCCUGACAAGUUACACGAGAGGAGAAUUGUACUUUUUCCAAAUGGGGAUAUAAUUCGUAACCUGUCGCAGCAAAUUUCCCCAUGUGCAAUCGAAAUUGUUACUUGUUGUCAUAUCACGGUAAGAUGUUUACUUUUUAUCAACUAUAUUCCUGGUGUUUUGGUAUUGUAGUAUGGAUAUUAGCCUUUUUUAUUGUCUCUUGAGAAUCCAAUUUCAAUUGAUAUUUAGUAAUAAAUAAUAGUAGCAAUAUUUUCACUGGGGUUUAAUAUAAUAUGCAUUUGGUCUCCAUGGCCCAUGGUAAUUAUAUAUUUGUGCAUAAACAGCUCAAAGAUGUACGUGUGUUAUCUUAAUGUGCGAUGUGUGUGGACCAAUACUAGGGUCAUGUAUCAGUCCAGUCCUGUCCAUUCUGACCCCCCACCCAAGUACACCCUUGUGUAUUUGUAAGCUUAUUUAUGCUUGGCCGUGCAGGGGGGAGAUAAUCCCUUGUAAAAUUUACUCAAAAUCUACGUGUCAUUCUGGGGCUAUUUACAUUAGAAAACAAACUGCAAAUGCUUUGGGGUGGCUUGAGGGAUGGGAAUUGUGAUGCAGGUAUAGAUUGAUUCCUUUAUUGAUUGAUAGGUUGGUUCUCGUCAAGCAGUACUGGUUUGGGAUUUCAUUGUGAAGGAUGACUUACAACCUGUUUCAACAGUUAAAGCUGUCCUACCAGUGGAAGAUGACGACUCUUACCCGACAUUGCCAUGGCUUGACAUAACCCAAACUAAUUGCAAUUGCAACAAAUACCCAACACGUGGUCUCAUUGUGCAGAAUAGCUCAAAUGAAUCUCAGUAUUUAUGUGAUGAUGGUGGCCAUUCUGAUGAUGGUGGCCAUUCUGAUAAUGGUGGCCAUUCUGAUGAUGGUGGCCAUUCUGAUGAUGGUGGCCAUUCUGAUGAUAGUGAAAUAAUUGAACAUGCUGUCAAUGAUCACAAUGAUAGUGCAGUAACUGAUGAUGGACAAGUGAACAUGGAACACUUAGAUCACGUUGCAGAACAUGAAGAACAACAAUAUACAGAAAAAUUCAAGCUGAAAGGAACUAGCUUUCAUAAUCAUUUCCAAAGUGCAUUACGACAUUUUAAGUUCUGUCAACUGAGCGAACUAGAACCUCCAGCACUAUCACUACAUUUUGAGCCUGUAAAUAAACGGGAUGAAAAUGCGAUUGUCGUCAUUGCGGAAAUUGAUG
Messenger RNA from Paramuricea clavata, 1369 nucleotides. Lineage: Eukaryota; Metazoa; Cnidaria; Anthozoa; Malacalcyonacea; Plexauridae. The record is from the annotation of a GenBank genome assembly.